This is a messenger RNA of Fusarium venenatum, 858 nucleotides long. RefSeq names its product Pyruvate/Phosphoenolpyruvate kinase-like domain-containing protein. Lineage: Eukaryota; Fungi; Ascomycota; Sordariomycetes; Hypocreales; Nectriaceae. Gene Ontology annotation, molecular function: aldehyde-lyase activity. Gene Ontology annotation, cellular component: cytoplasm. The record is from RefSeq and is a predicted model, not a curated record.
AUGUUUGCCUGCCCGAAUAAUCUCAUUGCGAAAUUUACCGCUGGACAGCUAUGCAAGGCUCUUGGAGUACGGCUUGUCACAAAUCCUCAAGUUGUUCAACUAGCUAGAAAUGCUCGUUUUGAUAGUCUCUUCAUCGACUUGGAACAUUCCACGCUCUCACUCAGCGAUGCGAGCAAUUUAUGCAUCACAGGCCUGAACACGGGCAUUACACCAUUCGUCCGAGUACCACAUCAAUGUGGGAAUGGCUUUGUCCAGAAAGUUCUCGACGGAGGCGCCAUGGGUGUGAUCUUUCCCCAUGUAACAAAUGCUAAGGAAGCAAAGGACGCGGUAUCAAUCUCUAAAUACCCGCCUAAAGGGUGCCGAUCUAUGACGGGGCAGUUACCUCUCCUAUCUCUCAAAACGUUCCCCCAAACCGAAGUGAUCCGCGAUACCAAUGCUUCAGGUUCAACCGUAUUUGUUAUGAUCGAAAACGCAACUGCAGUUGACAACGUGGACGAGAUUGCUGCUGUCGAAGGUGUCGACGUGGUUCUUGUCGGAUCCAAUGAUUUAGCCAUAGAGUUAGGUAUUCCUGGAGAGUUUCGCCACGAUACAUUUCGUCAUGUUCUCACUCUCAUAAGUGAAGCGUGCAAGAAACAUGGGAAAGUCAUGGGCCUCGCAGGUAUCUACGAUCAACCAGACAUCCAUGACUGGGCCAUUCAGACGCUAGGUGUACGAUUUUUGUUAUGCCAGCAGGAUUCGGGUUUGAUCGCAGGUGGUGCUGCGAAAUGCUUGGCCGGUGUCGAGGCUGUUGAGAAUACUUCCUCAUCAGCGCCUGAAAACAAGACAAAUGGAUUCAAUGGAGGAAUCGGAAGGAAAUAG